Erpetoichthys calabaricus (reedfish) is the source of this 1866-nucleotide messenger RNA. RefSeq names its product zinc finger protein 660-like. The transcript has 2 exons. The record is from RefSeq and is a predicted model, not a curated record. Bases 68 to 1702 code for a protein of 544 amino acids. Lineage: Eukaryota; Metazoa; Chordata; Cladistia; Polypteriformes; Polypteridae.
AUGUGAGAAGUGAAUCUGAGAAGAGAAGGGCAGACACUUAAAGAGAGAGAAGAGUUUACCACAGAGCAUGGCCUCUGCGAAAGAAGAUGGUGUGGAUGAAAGAACGGUGGACAUUAAAGAAGAGGACUGUGAGCGGCUCACACCAGAGGAUGUGUGUGUGAAGCUGGAGGAUCACGAAGAAAUAAUUUCAGUUUUUAAAGAGGAGGAGGAGUGCAAGGGGGUGACUGCUGCCAUUAAAGCUGAGGAUUUCAAUGAUUUCUCAGGUGGUCUUGAACGUCAAAAGCAUGAAACUGAGGAUAUUUUCAAGCAAGAUGCCAGUGAAGAAUAUCCAUCCAGUUUACAGCCCUGGUCCACUAAUACGGGACGACUGGCUACGCCGGAGAAUUCUGCAGAGCUGAAAUCAGAGUUAUCCGAGUCUGAAGAGAAAAUCACUGAGGGAAAUGGGAGAGAAGGAGAAGAGUCACCUGGAAGUGUUGGAAUAAAUUUACAGAAGAAUGGCAGCUUCUCUCCACCUUUAUUUGGUCAUCACUCUCCUCAAUACAAACAGAAAGGUAUGAAGAAAUCAGCAGGAGGAUCACAGAACCUGACAGCAGCCUUUUUGCAGUGCAGUUCUCACCCUGCCACUGGAGUAACACAGACAGAAGACAUCAAAACUGAUCAACAGCAAAAGGAGAAAGAAAUCCAAAUUCACACUGGAAGAAAAUGUUUGGAAUGCGGCAAGCAAUUCACACACAGAAGUGGUCUUAAUAAGCAUAUGAAAAUUCACACUGGAGAAAAAACAUAUUGUAAUGAAUGUGGUAAGACAUUCUUACGGAGAAGUAGUCUUCAAAGACACAGAAAAAUCCACACAGGAGAAAAACCUCAUUGUUGUCCAGAAUGUGGUCAUUCAUUCUCACAAAUAAGCAAUCUUCAGACGCACAGAAGAAUCCACACUGGUAAAAAACCUCAUUGCUGUCCAGAAUGUGGUAAGUCGUUCUCAAGUAGAAGCCAUCUUCAGAGGCACAAUCGAAUCCACACAGGAGAAAAACCUCAUUGCUGUCCAGAAUGUGGUAAGUCAUUCUCAAUGUUAAGCAACCUUCAGAUACACAGAAGAAUCCACAAUGGUGAAAAACCUCAUUACUGUUCAGAAUGUGGUAAGUCGUUCUCACAUCUAAGCAAUCUUCAGAUGCAUAGAAGAAUCCACACAGGAGAAAAACCUCAUUGCUGUCCCGAAUGUGGUAAGUCAUUCUCAAUUUUAAGCAGUCUUCAGAUACACAGAAGAAUCCACACAAGUGAAAAACCUCAUUCCUGUUCAGAAUGUGGUAAGUCAUUCUCACAAACAAGCAAUCUUCAGAGGCACAGAAGAAUCCACACAGGAGAAAAACCUCAUUGCUGUUCAGAGUGUGGUAAGUCGUUCUCCAGUAGAAACCAUCUUCAGAGGCACAGAAGACGUCACACAGGAGAAAAACCUUAUUGUUGUCCAGACUGUGGCAAACAAUAUUCUGACAAACUCACUUUUCAAAUGCACAUAGAAAUUGAUUCUGGAGAGAAGCCAUAUUGCUGUUCUAAAUGUGGAAAAAAGUUUUUCAACAGUAGGUGUUUUCGAGUACACACACAAACUCAUACUGAAGACAAAAUGCAGUAUGUCUGUCCUGAAUGUGGCAAAUGUUAUACAAGCAAGAAAAGUCUUCGUAGACACACCAAAAUCCACACUGGAGAAUAAUAUUAUUGCUGUUCUGAAUGUGGGAAAAGAUUCUUAGAUUUAAGCGCAUUUAAGUGCCACAUCAGAACUCAUACUUGAGAAAAACCUUAUUGCUGUCCUGCAUGUGAUAAGAAGUUCUCACAACAAAGCACCCUAAAGAGUCAGAUCAGACUUCACACCGGAGA